Oncorhynchus mykiss (rainbow trout) is the source of this 868-nucleotide messenger RNA. The record is from RefSeq and is a predicted model, not a curated record. NCBI's taxonomy places the organism in Eukaryota, Metazoa, Chordata, Actinopteri, Salmoniformes, Salmonidae.
AAUGUAAUUCUAUGGUCCAUGCAGGUUCAGUGCUAUAACACAGAAGAGGACCAAUGGCAGUAUGUGUCAUCCUGUCCCUUCUCUCAGAGAUGCAUCAAUGCCACCGCACACAAUAACACCAUCUAUGUGGUGGGAGGCCUCCUGGACCAGAUUUACAGCUACACACCAAAGACCGAUAACUGGAGCAAAGUGGUGGACUUGCCAAUGAAACUGGAGAGCUGUGGCCUGACUGUGUGUGAGGGGAAGGUCUACAUUGUCGGGGGGAGAGAUAGUUGUGCCUCGGCCACCGACCAGGUUUGGGCCUACAGUCCUGAGAGCGGCAAGCUGACAGACGAGAAGCCCAUGUCACGCAGUGUCAGCUACCACGGUUGUGUCACUGUCACCCAGUGGCCACCAAAGAAGACCCACUGAGGUGUAGGUGGAAGUUGCCACUAGACGCUGAUCAUGGGUCAGUUAUACUAAUUGUUAAAGUUCGUUUUGGGGGAGGAGAAAUUGAUCCUAGCUCUGUACCUAGGGGUACCCAGAACCUGGGCUGCUGCCUGAUGAUUGGCAGUUGACUGAAUCAUGUUCCCAUAGCCUGCUACUAUUGGAUGAAAGUACUUACAACUCCCUCCCCCAUCUAUAGACCACAGGAAUGAUAAGAGGCGACAAGAGACGCCUCAGAGCUCACGUUUUGAGGUUGUUGCUUCAACGCCUUGUCAGUUGUGUAUUUAUGUAAUAUGUUGUUAGAUGCCAUUUCAUUGAGGAAGAGGCCCAGAACAUACACUACCGUUCAAAUGUUUAAAAAUGCACAUUUUUCAUCCAUUAAAAUAACAUCAAAUUGAUCAGAAAUGCAUUGUAGACAUUGUUAAUGUUGUAAAUGACUAUU